UGCUGCAGUGAUCCUGCCAGCACGUGUAUGGUGCACGGCAGUACCCUCUCUGCCCACCACCGUCUACCAGCCAUGGGGACUGCAGGCUUCUGCCGCAUUCAGGGUAAAGCUGCCAUCUGCAGUUUCUCAGCAUCUUCUAAGAUGGCUAAAAUAUCCGAAGGAAUUCAGGAGCUGACGCCAUAGCUGCUGGCACCAUCGGUUUUGUCAGCAGCAUUUAUCCUUAUCCUCCUGUCACCUUCUCUCCACCAUCUGCUGCAGUGCUGCCCAGGACCAUGAUAUCUGAGUUAGAAGAAAGUAUGGAUGAUUUGGAGACUAGUUUUGUUAAUCGUCAGAAAGCGGAUGAUGAGGAACUGCAAGAAUUACUGAGCAGAAUGAAAAAAAAAACAAAGGCUUUACAUCCAGGACCAGAUUAUUGCUUUCAAAAUGACCCUAUAUGGGCUCCAGGUGAAGAACGUCCAGGACCUGAACCAGACCCAGAAAAACGGCUGAAUAAUGUGACGUGGUGUAAAUGUCAUAAUUGUACAGCCAUGAAAUCAGUGACAGAAUCAAUUUGUUGCUUGGAGUUGGAAGUUUUGGAGCAUUUCCUGCCUGAAAGCGUCACAUGUGUUACCCAAAACACAGAAUUUAGUUCUCGAUGUCUCGAUCAAGAAACUUUGGUGACAGCAAUGAUUACGCAAACAAUCAAUUACGGAAGAAGUAUUGAUUAUAGAAAACCAAAAUGUUUUUCCUUUUGCACGGGUGUUGAUUGGACAACUUCACUUGGUGCACUUUGGAUAUUCUUCUCCUUUCCUUCCCUGGAAUACCUCCGUAUUGGUUACCUAUUGGACCGUUUGUUGAACCUUCUGCCUGGAUCUGCAGUGGAGGAUAUUUCUUGUUCGCCCUACAUGCAUUUUUGGACUAUACUGAUCUGAUGAAUGACCCUGGCCUUUUUGUGUCUCCUUUAUGCUUUACUAUGCUAAGCAUCUUCCUCUGGUCCUCAGUUGCGGACUCAUACUCUGUGGUCGACAGGACAAAAUAUUGUCUCUGCAGCACCCCUUCUCUUCCCCUCCCUUACUUCCCCCUUCCCUGUUGUCUUACCCCCACUCCUUCUUUUUUUAGGAUCUAAAAGAUAAAAAUAGAUAUAAUUUAUAAUAAAUAAUAUAAAAUAUAAAAAACAAAAAAUAAAUAAAAUAAAAAAACUAAUAAAUAUAAAAAAUAAGGAAGUAUAAUUAACUUAAUUAAAAAUAAAAAGUAUAAAUAAUGUAGAUUAAUAAAUCAUGUAUAAAAUAACUGAUAUAAAUAAUAUAAAAUAAUUGACACAAUUCAAAAGUUAGGGGUUUUAAUAUAAGUUUUUUAUUUUAUAUACUGUACACUAAUCAAGUUCACUGCAUCGCAUAUUGUGUGGAUUCUGUAUAUACUUUGAAUGCAUACCUUAUUCACUCCUUCCCUUUUUUCUGGUUGAUGUUUUAUGAUCACAGUUCCAAUAUGUAUAUAUAUAUAGGGAUUCAUGCUUAUCACUUUCCCCCCUAUAAGGUAUUUAUUAAUGUUAUUAUUUAUGUCCUAUCCUUUGUUUGUUUCCCCUCCCCUUUUGUCCUCUUGCUCACAUGGGUCUUCAUGCGUACAUGUCGAGCUUUCAUUGCGUCAUGCUGCUUCCGGUCCAUGGAAUGCAGCGCACGCUGUGAUCCAGCACGACAUACUGCUUUUGCUUAUUGGAACGCGGCGCGCGCUGCUCCAUCUGAUCGACGUGCACUCACGCAUGCGCAGAUGGCAGUUCCACCCGCCGCUUGUCUCGGCGCGCAUUUCUGCCUCUGCGCCGAGCCCACACUGACGACCAGUACCUCCUCUUCCUGGGGGGCCCCUCUAAUAGACCACAUGUACUCCCACACCACAGGUGACUAUUACUAUUUCAUUUCAUUAUGACUAUGCAUAUAUAUAUGAGCUCAUAUGUGAUACAUACUGUAAACAGGCACCCCUGAGGAAGCCAACAGAGCCUGGCGAUACACGUUGGACUUUUUUCCCUGUCCACCACGCAUACUCCCACCAUGUUACUUCCAUGAUAAGUAUUUUACUUAUAUCAUUCAUGUUGAUGGAUUUCAUGCAUUUUAAUUGUAUCUUACCUAUUACUUACCUAUGUGGGAUGAUGCUUAUUGUUUUGUGGUAGAGUCAGGGUGGCCUGUGAUACUCAUCCAGUCCACACAGCCAUGAAUUAUUGUUUUUCAAUGAUUUUAAU
Molecule: messenger RNA, 2209 nt
Organism: Bufo gargarizans (Asiatic toad)
Lineage: Eukaryota; Metazoa; Chordata; Amphibia; Anura; Bufonidae
Exons: 4
Coding region: 273-911 (212 amino acids)
Source: RefSeq, a predicted model, not a curated record